AGAUGGAGAAGGAUUUCUUCUAGUAUAUUCUAUAUCAUCACAUCCAACAUUUGAACAAGUAAAAAGGUUUGAAGAUCAAAUGAUAAGAAUAAAGGGCUCUAAUAAAAUUCCAUCUAUACUUGUGGGAAAUAAAUGUGAAAGGCAUACAGAAUGUGAGGUGUUGAGUGAAGAAGGAAUGAUUAUCACAAAGAGACUUGGCUGUGGAUUUUUUGAAAGUUCAGCAAAGACAUUGGUUGAAAUGAUAGAGCAAAGUAGACAAAAAAAAAAAAAAUUAUCAAAAAACUUCAAAUUAAUAUUAAAAUCAUUAAAAUUACAAUUAAGAUCAUUAAAAUCACAAUUAAAAAUGAAUGUAGAAUCUAUUUCAGAGGGGGAAAAAUGGUUUAAAAAUCAACUUAAAAGAGAACAUAUUUUAUUUCUUGAUUAUAAUUCUUUUCAAAAUAUUAAAAUUAUUGAUG
Messenger RNA from Entrophospora candida, 455 nucleotides. Lineage: Eukaryota; Fungi; Glomeromycota; Glomeromycetes; Entrophosporales; Entrophosporaceae. The record is from the annotation of a GenBank genome assembly.